Lepus europaeus (European hare) is the source of this 3443-nucleotide messenger RNA. RefSeq names its product zinc finger protein interacting with K protein 1 (gene ZIK1). Gene Ontology annotation, biological process: negative regulation of transcription by RNA polymerase II; central nervous system development. Bases 351 to 1811 code for a protein of 486 amino acids. Lineage: Eukaryota; Metazoa; Chordata; Mammalia; Lagomorpha; Leporidae. Gene Ontology annotation, molecular function: RNA polymerase II cis-regulatory region sequence-specific DNA binding; DNA-binding transcription repressor activity, RNA polymerase II-specific. Gene Ontology annotation, cellular component: nucleus. The transcript has 4 exons. The record is from RefSeq and is a predicted model, not a curated record.
CCCGCCGUUAAGGAACUGUGGGAACUACAUUACCCGGAAUGCUCCUUCCUUAACGGAAAGACACGGAACCAAUCAUAGCUCAUAACAGGGUCGCUUCCGUGUUUGGACCUAAGAGUUGGGUGGGACUUCCGGCAUCGCUCUUGUGGCGGUCAGUUUACCAGCUCGGGGCUCUGUCCACACUGUCCGAGCUCUGGGAACUCUUGGAUGGGCAGUGGAUGAUGGUGUAAGGCGCGACAGGCGUGUCGUCACCACUGCACAUCGGUUGUACGGAGGGGAGGCGGCGGCGACCGUUUUUCCUGGGUCUCCGCCCUGGUUCCUAGCGCUCCGGGUCUCUCUCCUCCCAGAAUCUGAUGGCGGCGGCCGAGCCAAGGGACCAGGGUCAGGUCCCCAUGUCUACAGAAGUGCGUAUGGACCUCAUGCAGCAGGGCUCUUUGACCUUUGAGGACGUGGCCAUUUGCUUCUCGCAGGAAGAGUGGGGACUUGUUGAUGAGGCUCAGAGACUCCUGUACUUCGGUGUGAUGCUGGAGAACUUUGCACUGACAGCCUCCCUGGGUUGCAAGCAUAGGACAGAGUAUGAAAAGAUACCUCCUGAGAAAAGUAUAGGAAUGCCACAGGUCAGGACUUCUAAGGCAGGUCCAUCUGCACAGAAGAUUCAUCCCUGUGAGAUGUGUGUCCCAGUCCUGCAAGACAUUUUGCACCUAGCCGAUCUACCUGAACAGAAACCAUACUUGGAUGGAGAGUGUGCAAACCUUCAGCACCAAAAGCAUCACAGUGCAAAGAAACCAUUGAAAAAGGACUUUGACAGGGCUUCACACGUGAAGCGCUGCCUUUUCCGCUUGUCAGAGAAGGCGUUCCAAAGCUGGGAGGUUGAGGAGGACCUUCCAGUUGUGUUGGACCUUGUGAAGUCCCUGGCCUUUUCCAACAAGAAGAAGCCUAACGAAAUCACCAAAGGUGGAGAGGACAGUCAAAAAACUCCUACUAAGUUGGAUGAAUGCGGGAACGCUUCCAGCCGUAAGCACACUCCUGUUCACCGCCCGAGAAUCCCCACUGGAAAAAAGCUUUAUGAGUGUAGCAAAUGUGGGAAAGCCUUUCGUGGCAAGUACUCGCUUGUUCAGCACCAGAGAGUCCACACUGGAGAAAGGCCGUGGGAGUGCAGUGACUGUGGGAAAUUCUUUAGCCAAACCUCCCACCUGAACGAUCACCGGAGAAUCCACACUGGAGAAAGGCCAUAUGAGUGCAGUGAAUGUGGAAAAUUAUUUCGACAAAACUCCAGCCUUGUUGACCACCAGAAGAUUCACACUGGAGCAAGGCCUUAUGAAUGUGGCCAGUGUGGGAAGUCCUUUAGCCAAAAAGCCACUCUUGUUAAACACCAGAGAGUUCACACUGGAGAAAGACCUUAUAAGUGCAGUGAAUGCGGGAAUUCCUUCAGUCAAAGUGCUAUUCUUAACCAACACCGAAGAAUUCACACUGGUGCAAAGCCUUAUAAGUGUGCCCAGUGUGGGAAAUCAUUUAGCCAAAAAGCUACCCUCAUUAAACAUCAGAGAGUUCACACUGGAGAAAGGCCUUAUAAGUGUGGUGAAUGUGGGAAAUCUUUUAGUCAAAGCUCCAUCCUUAUUCAACACCGGAGAAUUCAUACUGGGGCAAGGCCCUAUGAGUGUGGCCAGUGUGGAAAAUCCUUUAGCCAAAAGUCUGGCCUUGUUCAACACCAAGUAGUUCAUACUGGAGAAAAACCUUAUGAGUGUGACACGUGUGGGAAUUCAUUUAGUCAGUGUUCUAGCCUCAUUCACCACCAAAAAUGUCACAGUGUGUAGAGGGCUCAUGAAAACAGCACACGUGAAAAAGCCUUCAGCCUAAGAUCCAAUAUUGUUUAUCCCUGACAGUCUACGCUUGAGAAAGGUUUUAGACCUACAGGGAAUGUACUUUGUUUUUCAGUGUUAUGACACUAGAGAGCCUUUGUGAAGGGAGCCAUACUUCCAAACAUCCAGGGAGGUGAAAUUCUCUCAUGAGUUUUAAAUACAGAUGAGGGAAGCUGCACCACGUGUUCUGAACCAUUGAGGGCCCUUGACAGAAUUACAUUACUGCCACUUUGUUAGAAGUUCUCUUCCUUCAGCCACUUUGCAUAAUGUGCAGAAGUCACCCCGACAUGCUGAGGCAAGGCCGGCAUCUGUGCUCAUUCUUUGAAGGAAGUCUUAGGUAACGUGAGCCUUUAGGGAGAAUUCAUUCCCUUUUCUGACUGAAGUCCACAUAUGGUCAAGAGAACCCCAUCUGUGUUUUGCUAGAGGCUUCAGGAAUGACUUGUAGUUUUCAUGGAAGGAUUGUUUUUGUUGGUCUCAUACAACAUUGGCAGUUAAUAUUUCCAGCUUCCAAAUAUCAGUGAAUAGCUGUCAAUAAAUACCUUGCUUUGUGCACUAAUAAAGGCCUUAUUAAAUCUACCUUUAGCAUUUUAGAGCUUGGUUUACUUUAUGGGAAGCCUGGAAAACAGAUUUAAGCCUUGUUUGUAUGAAAGGCUGAACAGCUUUUUUGGGGGGCCUGAAUUUGUCUGCCUCUAUUGGAACAGUAAAAAGAUGGAGUAGUUAUUCUUGUUUUAGCCAAAUUUGCAUUGCUGUCCAAGACUUCCUAGGAAACAGGGCAGGGAUUUUGUUGUCCUAAUUUGUGACUUGGGAGCUUAGCCUCUCUGAGACAAAAGGUCAUCCUGAGAAAGGGACAGCUGUCACUCCGUGUUCUUGUGCUUAUGGGAAUAGGUUGGAUUUGUUCCAUUGGUCCCAGAGGGUGUCACAUGUAAUGCCUGACAUUGUUGAGAAGCUCACUGUAAGGUUCAACUCAGGGCCUUGUGCACUAAUAUCAAUCAGACCAUCAGCUGUGUCAGUCAUAUGACAGUGGGAGCUGGGUGUGAGCCGUCCUUGGUACAGAAAUACUGAACAUGGAGGAGCUUGCCACGAGGCAGAUGGAAUGUGCCUUUCGUAAAAGUGCAUCCACAAAUCUUUUGAGACUGAGUAAUCAUGGCACCUAGAGAUCUCUUGUGUAUCUGGUCAUGUUAUUGUCAGAGAGCGCAGACUUUGUUUUUUUCCUCUGUUUUUCACCUGAAGUCUGUUGCUGUAGAGGCAGGCAUCUGAAGAUCAAGCAGCUCUGUUGUGUAGUGAUGUAUCACUUGUGAUGCAGCCAGUAUUUCUGUUGUCUCAGGUCACUGCACCACUGCCCUUCCUUCACCGUGAAGAUACGAGAUACUGGAAUCAAUACGGGGCUGAAAGAUCUGGUUUUCAAAAACUGGGAGUUAGAUUUUUUUAAACUACUUUCUACAAAAUUUACUGAUGUACAAGUUACAUGUAACUAUGUGUUUGUGUAUAAUUUGAAGAGUUUUGUCUUUUAACUAUGUGAAAUCAUAUUGUCACAAAUAUCUGAUUUACCUCAUACCCUGUUGGAAUAUUUCCCUGCAUUUCUUGUGU